Molecule: messenger RNA, 3049 nt
Organism: Ahaetulla prasina
Lineage: Eukaryota; Metazoa; Chordata; Lepidosauria; Squamata; Colubridae
Gene: THYN1
Product: thymocyte nuclear protein 1
Exons: 8
Coding region: 202-903 (233 amino acids)
Cellular component (GO): nucleus
Source: RefSeq, a predicted model, not a curated record
GCUUUUGCAAAAGGAAGCUGCGCACCGUCCAGAAAUCUCCAGCCGGGCUUGGAAGGGGGAAGCGGCUGCUGGGGACGGAGAGCCGAGCAGGUCGAGUCGCAUUUUCCCCCUUCUCCCGGGAGAUUGUCUCUGCAGCAUUCACUUACACGGGAAGCCUCUUCUCAACCGAAGGUGCCCAGUCUGCUCCUUGGCAGCAAAAGAAUGCCUGCCCGUGGGAAGAAAAGAGGCCGGCCAGCUUUGACGGCUACCAAACAGCCCAAACUGCCGAAAACUGAGAUCCAGAAGGGAUCCAAAUUACCCAGUUCUGGGUUGAGAAAAACUGGGACGAGCUUGAAAGAAGAUGGUGGAACUGAGGAGAAAAGCAAGAAAAUUUAUACUCAUUGGCUUAUGAAGUCCGAACCGGAGAGCAGGUUUCAGAAGGGAGUUGAUGUGAAGUUUGGCAUUGAAGACUUGAAAGCUCAGCCUAACCAAACAGCUUGUUGGGACGGAGUCAGGAAUUAUCAGGCACGGAAUUUCCUGCGGGAUAUGAAAGUUGGAGAAGACGCAUUUUUCUACCACAGUAAUUGCAAGGAACCUGGGAUUGCAGGUAUCAUCAAGAUUGUUAAAGAGGCUUACCCGGAUCACACCCAAUUUGAAAAAAGUAAUCCGCAUUACGAUGCUUCCAGCACAAAAGAAGACCCCAAAUGGUCCAUGGUCGAUGUCCAGUUUGUGCGAAUGACCCACCGGUUCAUCCCUCUAGCUGAGCUCAAAGCCCAUCGUCAAGCCCAUCAGAAGUCAGGAGGCCCUCUGAAAGAGAUGGCUCUCUUCACAAGACCGAGGUUGUCCGUCCAACCCGUCACGGAUGAGGAAUUUGAGUUCAUUUUGAGCCUUGAAAAAGGGACAAGAAAGACUCCCGAGAACUGACUUGAAAACCACUUCCUUUCAAAACCACACGAAGAGCAAAGCGCACAAGGGUUUACUGUUCAGUUUGUUUUAGUUCCUUUUUGAUUGCAGUGCAACGUUUUCUAAAUAAAUGUGGAGUUUUUUGUGAUUGUUUUUUUAAAAAAAUUCAAGGGAGGGAAAACAAUGUUCUUCAAGCCUCGAAUUAGCUUGCACUUAAAGAGACCGAUUUAAUAAUUAGCUCGUUCGUAUUUGCUAAAAUCAAAAGUCCGUAAUUAUCUGUCUUCUACCACAAGUUUUCCAAUGAAACUCCAUGAGGUUAUGUGCAAAAAAUUCCCAAAUAUGCAUUAAAAUAGAAAGUGCCAAUGUUGCACAACACCUCUGUACAGAUACACACAACUGUGCAAAAAUACAAACCAAUUCUAAGGCGGAAUAAACACCAUUACAAAAUGAUGUAGAAACAGAAACACAAGUCUGGAAAACCAGCGAAUCAAACAAGGAUAGAUUUGUGGCUCUUGUGUGAUUCUAUUUGCACAUUGUCUUUAAAUUGCAAAAGCUGUCUAUUGCUUUAACAAGGCCAGACAGCUGUCAAUUGUCAUGGUAAGCGCUGAGGAAUCGUCUGAGCUUAAGCAGAGUGCCUCUCUUCCUUCCAAUAAAAGUCUGCACUCAAGGGGCCAAUUUGGUCUAGUCGUUAAGGCACUAGGCUAGAAACCGGAAGACGGUGAGUUCUAGUCCUGCCUUAGCCAUGAAAGCCGGCUGGGUGACUUUUGAGCCAAUCACUAGGAGAUGGUGAGUUAUAGGUGAGGAAAAUAGGAGGAGGGAAGUGUGGUGGAUCUCUUCACUGCCUUGAGUUAUUUUUAAAAAAUAAUAAAGGCACGAUAACAAACAAAUAAAUUGCUUCGAGACAGAGAUGUCUUGAAUUUCUCUCCACAGGCACGUUUGAAAGACCACUUUAGUUAGCACAAUUGGGGGAAAAAAAAUCACACCAGCUCCUAACUUUUCAAAGAUGCGAGAACUGCCCCCCCCUUACUUUUUAAUUGGAGUCAAAAGCAAACUUCCCAUCCUUUUUAAAAAUGCAAACAUUUAAAAGACAGUGGGUUAAGAAACAUGUAAACAAGGUACAAGCUUAAAAUUUUGCGCGGCUUCCCUAUAGAAUCCCCUUCUGGGAUUCCUCCCCAAAUAUAUAUAUAUAUAUAUAUAUAUAUAUAUAUAUUUCCAUCAUCGUUAUGGAAUCCCAUCAUUUCUUAUCUACAGUUUUUUUUUUAAUUUCCCUACUGUCCCAACCUGGAGACUUUGAGCAAAGCUGGCUGGGGCAUUGUGGGAGUUGAAGUCCACCAGGCUUAAAGUUACCAAGGUUGGAGACCCCUGACUUAGUAGAAACGGAGACUGAAAAUAACCAGAAGUGGAGGGAUAGAACAGUGUUCUGCCUGCUAAACGUGCUGCAUUUUCAGAUUUCCACCUGUUUUCCCGCUACUAGGAGUUGUGGCCCAACACAUCUGCAGGAUACAACCUUGGGAGUUCUCCAAUUCCACCCUGGCUGUAUCGUUACAUCACCCAACAGGAUAUUUUUCGUAAUUAGAAAACUCAUCAAUUCCAAUUUGGUUUCGUGGGCUUGUCUGGAAGGGUGGAUUGGAAAGACGCUUCAUAACUAUUGCUUGACAUAGUGUAAGCCGCCUUAAGUCUUCGGAGAAGGGCGGGAUAUAAAUGCAAAUAAAAAAAAAUAACGUCCCUAACGAUUCCUGGAUCUUAUCCGUGGAAAUAUAGCACACCUUGAAGCAAACAUGAUUAGACGCAACAAGGAAGAUGCUAAAAACCUGGAUUUCUCGCUCUGUCCUGGUUUCUUUCUUUCUUUCACCUUUGACUUUUUCUGCAAAAUAACUGAAUGUGUCUACACCUCCAUUUCUCCAAUCUGGUAGCUGAAUUUCACAAUCAAAAGCUUCCCAGCUUUCUCUCCUACGGCUGGAGAAAUCAAGGAAGAGCAGGUUUAAUUCUUUCAGCAGCUUCAAAAUAAUAUUUAUCUCAGAGCCAGACCGUCACAGAGAAUACAAGUACACGGCACGAACGGGUCUUGCAAAAGUCCAGUAUAGAUUUAUCGCGCCCUCCUUCAAGGUUGUCCUCUGCCGUUUUGGAAAACUUUUUUUUAAAAUUACAUUUACAAUUACAUUGCAGU